AUGGAAUGGCUGCGCGAAUGGGGGCAGAAAAGUCGUUCGACAAAGCUGCUCGCACAUAGAGCCCAAAAAACCAUGGACCCGGCGGCUUAUGGCCUAUGGUUUAUGGAUGACGAGCUGAAGUGUGCGGGAAUCGUCGUCUCCUCUUUCGCGACGCCCUGGCCGCAGCAAUACAUCGUGCUCCAAUCCGUGUUCAUCGCCCUCUUCGUCGCCAUCAUCAGUGUCGGCUAUUGCGUCACAAUUGUUCUGCACCCAAGUCAACACGGCGGUGCCCCCGACGACGUCGAGGGCUCGAAGAAGAAGACGAAGCAGAAGCGCCGCGAGCUGGUGGCCAAGAAGAGCAGCACCGACAGCCGCUGCCCGACGUCCAAUUCAUACAAAGCUCGCUUCCGCAUUGGGACCGCGUGCCGGGUGCCAAACUCGGAUUCGUCAGACUCGGAU
Mesorhabditis spiculigera is the source of this 438-nucleotide messenger RNA. The record is from the annotation of a GenBank genome assembly. Lineage: Eukaryota; Metazoa; Nematoda; Chromadorea; Rhabditida; Rhabditidae.